AUGGCCCAGAAAGAGCUUAUGAUGUUCGGAAUAAAUCAUCAACAUCACACCCAGUGUUAUCAGAAUAUUCGGCAAGUGCUAAACCAGAGCCUGCUCAUCCAAUGCCAGAAUAUCCACCAGAUUGACGUGAACAAGCCCAGCAUGAAUACUCUACACCGUCAAGAUCUGCUUAUGUUGCUUCUUGAAGUUCGGCUGUAG
Molecule: messenger RNA, 198 nt
Organism: Penicillium waksmanii
Lineage: Eukaryota; Fungi; Ascomycota; Eurotiomycetes; Eurotiales; Aspergillaceae
Exons: 2
Coding region: 1-198 (65 amino acids)
Source: RefSeq, a predicted model, not a curated record